AUGACCACCAAGGGGGCUUCACUGAAAGGCUUGUUGCUGGUGACCCUUCUGGUGUCCCACAUGCUUCUGACAAAGGAAGGAGUGACCUCUAUGCCAAUCUGCCCCAAUGGAUCUGUCAAUUGCCAGCUUACCCUUGAGGAACUUUUUGACCGAGCAGUGAAGCUUGCAACCUACAUCCACUUCCUCUCUUCAGAAAUCUUCAACGAAUUUGAGGAACGCUACGCCCAGGGCCGGGGUUUCAUUGCAAAAGCUGUCAAUAGCUGCCACACUGCUUCUUUAACCACUCCAGAAGACAAGGAGCAGGCUCAGCAGAUUCAUCAUGAAGACCUGCUGAAUUUAAUACUGGGAGUUCUGCGUUCCUGGAAUGAUCCCCUGGUCCACCUGGCCUCUGAAGUACAAAGAAUCAAAGAAGCUCCAGAAACCAUCCUCUGGAAGGCUGUGGAGAUUGAAGAACAGAACAAGAGACUUCUAGAAGGGAUGGAGAAAAUAGUUGGGCGGGUUCAGUCUGGGGAGGUGGAAAAUGAGAUUUACACCCCAUGGGACGGACUUCCAUCGCUGCAGCUUGCUGAUGAGGACUCCAGACUCUUUGCCUUUUACAACCUGCUGCACUGCCUCCGCCGAGAUUCCCACAAAAUCGACAACUAUCUCAAGGUUUUGAAGUGCCGCCUAAUCCACGACAACAACUGCUGA
Molecule: messenger RNA, 690 nt
Organism: Oenanthe melanoleuca
Lineage: Eukaryota; Metazoa; Chordata; Aves; Passeriformes; Muscicapidae
Gene: PRL
Product: prolactin
Exons: 5
Coding region: 1-690 (229 amino acids)
Biological process (GO): positive regulation of cell population proliferation; response to nutrient levels; positive regulation of receptor signaling pathway via JAK-STAT
Cellular component (GO): extracellular region
Molecular function (GO): hormone activity
Source: RefSeq, a predicted model, not a curated record